Molecule: messenger RNA, 2091 nt
Organism: Penicillium cinerascens
Lineage: Eukaryota; Fungi; Ascomycota; Eurotiomycetes; Eurotiales; Aspergillaceae
Product: Acetate--CoA ligase
Exons: 4
Coding region: 1-2091 (696 amino acids)
Source: RefSeq, a predicted model, not a curated record
AUGUCCUCGCAUCCCCAAGAUAUCGUUCAAGAGCUCUCCCUUCGUAAUCCGGAGGAGUUCUGGGGUCACCAUGCGAAGCAAUUGCAUUGGCAUCGCCGUCCUUCUCGGGCUCUUAGACGGACUACCAAGCACUUGCGAAACGGAGUCAGCCAUGAACACUGGACGUGGUUCCCUGACGGCGAAAUUUCAACCACGUACAACUGUAUUCAUCGCCAUGUUAACAAUGGCCACGGGGAGAACGUGGCCAUCAUAUGGGAAUCUCCCGUAUCGGGAGGCAAGCAAAAAUUGACCUAUCACCAGCUUCAGACUGAGGUGGAGCUUUUAGCUGGAGUCUUACACGAGGAAGAAGUCCGCAAGGGAGAUGUUGUCCUCAUAUAUAUGCCCAUGAUCCCUGCUACCAUCAUCGCAGCUCUAGCCAUCGUCCACCUUGGAGCCAUCCAUGCCGCGGUCUUUGGUGGCUUUGCAUCGACCGCUCUCGCACAGCGCAUCGAGGCGGCCAGGCCAAAAGUAGUCAUGACCGCUCCCUGUGGCAUUGAAGGCUCAAAAGGUCCAUUGGCCUAUCGCCCGCUCGUUGAAGGAGCCCUUGCAAAAAGUAGCUUCAAGCCGGAGAAGGUCAUCGUCUGGCAAAGAAAGCAGCUACAAUGGAACGAUCUCGACGAGGGAUGCGGUCAGAGAGACUGGCAGAGCCUGACUGACAGCGCCCGUCUGCGAGGAGUGACAAUGGAGCCGGUUCCCGUCAAAAGUGAUGAUGGCCUAUAUGUCAUUUACACCAGUGGUACAACGGGACAACCGAAAGGUGUGCUGCGGGAAGCCGGGGGUCAUGCGGUUGGACUUAAUCUUUCCAUUCAAUAUUUUUUUGGUUUGCGCGGUCCAGGCGAUGUGAUCUUCUGCGCUUCCGACAUUGGAUGGGUCGUGGGCCACUCCUAUAUCCUGUAUGCUCCCUUGCUUGUUGGUGCCACAACCAUCCUGUACGAGGGCAAACCGGUCGGUACUCCGGAUGCCGGAGCAUUCUGGCAGCUAGUGGAAGAGCAUCAGGUGAAUGUGCUCUUCACUGCUCCGACGGCCCUUCGGGCUAUCUGCAAGGAGGAUCCCGACAACCAAUUAUUCCACACAGUGGGAAGACGGGACGGCCUGAGGUCGUUACGGGCUCUGUUCCUGGCCUGGGAGCAGAGCGGACCCAAGCUGAUUGUGAGGUUCCAGGAUCUCCUGAAGAAAUAUGCCGCUCCUGGAGCGGUGGUGAUCGAUAACUGGUGGUCGUCUGAAUCGGGCUCGCCAAUAUCCGCAUUGGCAUUACAUAGUCCAGCUGGCCAGGUUGAUCGCUCUCCUGCUGAGAUGGCGAGACCGCUGCCCGUGAAGCCUGGAUCGGCUGGUAAACCUAUGCCAGGUUUCGACGUCCGGGUGGUGGACGAUUCGGGCAAGGAAGUCCGACCAGGGACGAUGGGGAAUAUCGUUUUGGCCAUACCUCUGGGGCCGAGUGCAUGUACCACGCUCUUUAAUGACCCCGACCGAUAUUACCGGGGGUAUCUGAAACGAUUCAACGGUCGCUGGGUCGACACGGGGGACGCGAGGAUGAUUGAUAAUGACGGAUAUGUCCAUGUCAUGUCACGGUCGGACGACAUUAUCAAUGUUGCCGCUCAUCGAUUCAGCACGGGGGCCAUUAAACAAGCGAUUCUUCUCCACCCGGAUGUCAGUGAAGCCAGUGUGGUCGGCAUCCCAGACCCUCUAAAAGGUCACCUCCCAUUCGCCUUUACUCAGCCUCGUUCGAGGUCGUCAGGGUCUCAUUCCAUCCCGGCGAUCCCACCCCCAGACUUCUUCCACGCGGUCAAUCGACUGGUGCGCGGUCACGUCGGAGCCAUCGCCUCCCUCGGCGGCAUCAUCCAAGGUCACGGCAUGAUUCCCAAAACCCGGAGCGGAAAGACUCUCCGACGCGUGUUGAGGGAACUGGUCGAGAAUGCGGCCCAAGGUCGCUAUACGGCUGCAGUGAAUAUCCCGCCGACGGUGGAGGAUGCAGCGGUGGUCGAGGUGGCUCGAACGAGAGUGAAGGCCUACUUUGAAGAAAGGAGGGCAAGGCAAGAGCUGGCGAAGCUGUGA